UGCUGAGUAUGUCUGUAGCUAAAAGACACUCUUCGCACACUGACGAGCUAUGCCAACAACGCACCAAGCUCUUCAGGCCUAUAUCGCUCUAUGGUGCUCAAAUUGGUAUAUACUUGUGUUCAUAGUUCCAAUGAUUUCAGCUACCCUAAGAACAAGAAGCGGACAACCACGAUACCUCACCUCAUGUCUCCUCGUUAACAAGUACUGUACGACAUUUGCACUCCUCAAGGCAAGUCCUAACUGUUGGGACAUCAUUCCGCUUCAAGCUUCACCCUGGUCCGUGGACCAUUUACCAAGAAAAGAUGAAACGCCUUGAAGCCACUUGUUCAGGAACAAUGCCUCUUGGUCAAUGUGCAAUUU
This is a messenger RNA of Williopsis jadinii, 360 nucleotides long. RefSeq lists its product as uncharacterized. The transcript has a single exon. The record is from RefSeq and is a predicted model, not a curated record. NCBI's taxonomy places the organism in Eukaryota, Fungi, Ascomycota, Saccharomycetes, Phaffomycetales, Wickerhamomycetaceae. The coding region runs from base 50 to 316 and encodes 88 amino acids.